Molecule: messenger RNA, 2102 nt
Organism: Rattus rattus (black rat)
Lineage: Eukaryota; Metazoa; Chordata; Mammalia; Rodentia; Muridae
Gene: Magee2
Product: MAGE family member E2
Exons: 1
Coding region: 210-1781 (523 amino acids)
Biological process (GO): negative regulation of transcription by RNA polymerase II
Cellular component (GO): nucleus
Source: RefSeq, a predicted model, not a curated record
GCCUGCGUAGGAUGCGGCAAAGCUAGGUUCUUAGGUUUUCCUUCUUUGCUGAUUACUGCUUGUGUAUAAAGAUCGCCUUUCUCACCAGCUCUCCCUUUCGAACCGCACAGCUCUGAGUGUCAGGCUUCGGCUCUGUGCCGAGGUGCCAACACACUCCUCCCUCCGACGGAUUGCUGACCUCCACGUUCGCGUUCCUGUUUCCUGGAACCAUGUCUGUGGUAAGCCACAAUGCGCGCCAAGGCAGAGCAGAGGCCACUGCAGAUUGCAGCGACAGCCAGGGUGAAAUGCAGGCUACUAUUGCCUCUGGGCCCCCCAACUCCAUGCUAGUCCCCGAGGCUGCCCAGGGCCUUGAGAUUCCAGACGACCCACAGGGUGCCAGCGCUCCCCAGGCUGCGCAGGACCCGAGAGACAUCGAGGUUCUCAUCGACGAGCAGUCCCAACGUUUGGGGGCGCUCAGGGUCCACGACCCUUUAGAAGAGAGGUCGGUUGCUUUAGUGAAUUUCUUGCGAAUGAAAAGUCAAAGUGAGGGGUCUAUCCGACAGUCAGAAAUGUUGGAGUUUCUCAAUGAAUACUCAGUUCAGUUCCCUGAGAUACUCAGACGAGCCUCAGCUUAUCUGGAACGGGUCUUUGGGUUGAAUCUGAGAGUCGUUGAUCCUCAGACCGACACUUACAAUCUAAUCAGCAAACCGGGUCCCCAGACCACUGAACGCCUAGCAGAGACCCUGGACAUGCCAAAAGCAGGUCUUCUGGCCUUGGUCCUAGGCCACAUCCUCUUGAAUGGCAACCGGGCAAGAGAGGCCUCCAUCUGGGACCUGCUGUUAAAGGUAGAAGUGAUAGAUGAAACUCAGAGGAUCAACAACCUCUUUGGGAGCACAAGAAACCUCCUCACUACGGACUUUGUCCAGAUGCGAUUUUUGGAGUACUGGCCAGUAUAUGGCACUAAUCCCCUGGAAUUUGAGUUCCUGUGGGGCUCUAGAGCCCACAGAGAAAUCACGAAGAUGGAAGCCCUGAAGUUUAUAGCAGAGGCCCAUGAUGAAGAACCCUGGAGCUGGCCAGAAGAAUAUAACAAAGCUCUGGAAUCUGAUAAGGCCAAAGAGAGAAGCCAGGCUGCCGGCUUAGAGUUCUGGUCAGAGGACACUAUGAAUGAUAAAGCAAAUGAUGUGGUCCAGUUGGCUAUUAAUGGCACUGAGGAAUUGCUGCCUAUCCAUCAGGAUGAGCUAUUGGCUCACACUGGCAAAGAAUUCGAGGAUGUGUUCCCAAAUAUCCUCAGCCGAGCCACGCUAAUCCUUGAUCUGUUCUAUGGCUUCUCUCUGAUUGAGGUUGAUAACAGUGAUCACAUCUACCUCCUUGUCCCGCAACCAGAAUCAGAAGAAGAGCAAGUAAUGCUAGAGAGCCUGGGCAGACCCACCCACGAAUACAUGAUGCCAAUCCUGGGUUUGAUCUUCCUGAUGGGCAACCGUGUCAAAGAGGCCAAGAUCUGGAACUUACUCCGGAGAUUUAAUGUUGAUGUAGGGAGGAAACAUGCCAUUACCUGUAAGCUAAUGAGGCAACGCUACCUAGAAUGCAGGCCGCUCUCCUACUCUAAUCCAGUUGAAUACGAGCUGCUCUGGGGUCCUCGGGCUCACCUUGAAAUCACCAAAAUGAAAGCCUUGGAAUAUAUGGCUAGGCUCUACAGAAAGCAGCCACAGGACUGGCCAGAGCAAUACAGGGAGGCUGUGGAAGAUGAUGAGGCCAGGGCCAGAUCUGAGGCAACAGCCAUGUUCUUCUUUGGUUCCAUGUGAAGUCUGAUGUUCCACUUUACUGGAGUGGCAUCUGUUAAAAGGGCCUUUGGGAAAUGGAAAAUGGGCACUCGGGUUCUAAAUCGAAAGUUGGGAGGGUUGGGGUAAAGAGUACACCUUGUAUUUAUUAUGUUCCAAUUCUAAUAACAUUUCUUUCCUUCUGGUAUACUCUUUAAUUGUCUUCACAAUCAGUGUUUUUUAAAAUGAAAUUGCUCGUUUUCUCUUCCUAUCUUGUUUCAGUAUAAAAGUUCAGAUAGCCGUGUAAUGUAUUGUAAAAUGUAUUGUGUUACAUAUUUGAAAUAACUAGUAAAAUAAGGUAAAUAA